AUGCCUUCUUCGUCCACUCUUCUCACUCUGGCCACGGCCGUCUCGGCGGUCAACGCUGCCUACCAGGGCUUCAACUACGGCUCGACCUUUACCAGCGGUCAGCCCAAGGCCCAGACCGACUUCGAGGCCGAGUUCAAGACGGCCGCCGGCCUUGAUGGCACCAAUGGCGCCUUCACCAGUGCCCGUAUCUACACCAUGAUCCAGGGCGGCACCACCAACUCACCCAUCAGUGCCAUUCCCGCUGCCAUCAGCACCAAGACCAGUCUGCUGUUUGGUCUCUGGGCUUCUGCUGGUGACGCCGCUUUCGCCAACGAGAUUGCCGCUCUGAAGAGCACCAUUAGCCAGUACUGUGGUCAGCUGGACGGCCUGGUUGCCGGUAUCUCCGUUGGCAGCGAGGAUCUGUACCGGAUCACUCCCACCGGUGUUGCUUCCGAUGCCGGCCCCGGAGCCCAGCCCGGAACUCUGGUCAACUACAUCAACCAGGUCCGUGACACCAUCAAGGGCUCUUGUUUGAGCAAGGUGCCCGUUGGCCACGUCGACACCUGGAACGCCUGGGUGUUGGACUCCAACAAGCCUGUGAUUGACGCCUCCGACUGGCUCGGCAUGGACACCUACCCCUACUACGAGAACACCAACACCAACGCCAUCGCCAACGCAAAGUCUCUGUACGAGUCUGCCCUCACGAAGAUCCAAAACGCCGGCCCUGGCAAGGACGUCUGGGUUACCGAGACCGGCUGGCCCGUCAACGGUAAGAGCUCUGGCGACGCCGUGGCCUCUGUGAGUAACGCUCAGGAGUACUGGCAGCAGGUUGGCUGCCCCAACUUUGGCAAGACCAACGUCUGGUGGUACACUCUUCAGGAUGCCGAGCCUAGUGCGCCCAACCCCAGCUUUGGCCUCAUUGGCAGCUCCUUGACCGAGAAGCCCCUGUUUGAUCUUUCUUGCGCCAAUGUCGACACCAACCCCACGAACCCGACCUCUUCUUCGGCCCCCAGCAAGCCUGCUAGUUCCUCUGCUGCUGCCUCUUCUUCUGCGGGUUCUUCCUCUUCCUCAUCAUCUUCAUCUUCUUCUUCUUCCGGCUCUGGUUCCAGCUCUAGCUCUAGCUCUAGCUCCGGCUCUGAUUCUACUAGCACCUCAGAGUCCCAGACUACUGGGUCUUCAGACUCUCAGACCACCGCCUCAGAGCCUCAGACUACCGGUUCCUCUGGCUCUUCUGGCUCUUCUGGCUCCUCUGGCUCCUCUGGCUCUCAGACUACUGGUUCCGAGCCUCAAACUACCGGUUCUUCAGGCUCCUCCACUCCUGGCGGCGCUGGUGCCGGUGGUGUUCCUCCCGCCUCUUCUACCUUUGCCUCUGUGCCUUUCCCCACUGCUAACAGCACCGUCUCUACUGGUGGCUCUCCUACCGGCUCUGGAUCCGGCAGCAGCCCCUCUGCUCCCUCGUCUACUGCCCCUGGAAACAGUGGUAACAAGCUGGGCUCUUUCGGAGCUGCCGCUGCCGCUGUUGCCAUGGCUGCUAUUGCUCUGUAA
Messenger RNA from Trichoderma gamsii, 1524 nucleotides. Its product is annotated as murein transglycosylase. The transcript has a single exon. Gene Ontology annotation, cellular component: fungal-type cell wall; extracellular region; cell surface. Gene Ontology annotation, biological process: cell wall organization; carbohydrate metabolic process. The record is from RefSeq and is a predicted model, not a curated record. Lineage: Eukaryota; Fungi; Ascomycota; Sordariomycetes; Hypocreales; Hypocreaceae. The coding region runs from base 1 to 1524 and encodes 507 amino acids. Gene Ontology annotation, molecular function: glucan endo-1,3-beta-D-glucosidase activity; 1,3-beta-glucanosyltransferase activity.